AGUUAAUGCGAAAAAAACGAAGCCGCUUCUAAGUUUGUGGGUAACCUGGUUGUGCAUAGACAAUUGCCACUCGGUUACCCUGUGUGGGCGAUACCAUCUUCUUCCUCGCUAGAAACUGAAACAGCAAAAGAGCAACAAUGGCGCGCGGAGUAAUUGCGUUUCUAUCUCCUCAAACCAGAACCACCUCUGUCUCCGCCGUCCUUGCAACUUCAAUUUCAACGUUGUACCCAAAUAAGCCAAGAAAUGGCGUCGUUUCUUUCUUCUUCCGCCGUACUUCUUCUAGUUUCUUCUGCAAAUGCUCCCAAAGUAAUCAAAACCAACUCCCUAUUGAAUACACUGAAAUCUUUUCAAGAAGGAUGCAAAUGGCAGCCCUUAAACCCCACCAUCGCAUUGCUAUGGGGGUCUCUGGUGGUGCGGAUAGUAUGGCCCUAUGUGCUCUAAUGACACAUUGGAAGACUUUUGCAAAUGGUGGUUGUUUUGACAGUUCCGGCUUUGUCGAUGGCUUACUUGCCAUUAUCAUUGAUCAUGGGCUAAGGUCAGAGAGUAAAGAAGAGGCAGAGACUGUUUCUCGUUGGGUUUCUGCUAUGGGAAUCAGAUGUGAGAUUGUGCAUUGUGAUUGGCCUGAUGGUCUCCCUAAGCUGGGGCGCCUAGAAGAAGAAGCUCGUGAUAUGAGGUAUAAAAUUUUCCAAGAUGUUUGCUUCCAGAACCAAAUUGGUGUUCUGCUUACUGCACACCAUGCAGAUGAUCAGGCUGAGUUGUUUAUCCUAAGGUUAUCUCGCAAUAGUGGAGUGCUCGGACUUGCAGGAAUGGCAUUUACGUGUCAGUUAUUCCCUAAAUUCCCAUGUGUUAUUGGUGAUAUAUCAGACAAUCAAGGCAUUUUAUUGGUACGACCCCUCAUGGAAUUUAUCAAAGAAGAUCUAUACAAGAUUUGUAAUACCAAUAAUCGUAAAUGGGUGGAAGAUCCCUCAAAUCGGAGUUCAUUAUUUGCUCGAAAUAGGAUCCGCAUGGUACUGCAAGAUACAAAAACCUGUGGAUUCAGGUCUGAACUACAAGGAUUAAUUGCACUUUGCAGGCAAACACGGUUGUAUGUUGAUUACAGUUGUCGGCUUCUGUUGGAUCAGGCUGUGACCAUAAUGCCUUAUGGUUAUGCUGUUAUUGACCUGGCAAGUCUAAACCCAUCCCAAACAGAAGAAGUAUGUCUGUCUAGAUUUCUGGCACUAGUUUUGCAGUUCAUCUCACAGAGGCAGAGACCAGUGCGUGGAAGUGCUUCUAGGCUGUUGCUGGAUUAUAUUCGAACUUUUCCUUGCAAGACCUCCUUUACAGCAGCUGGUUGUUAUCUCUGCGCCGCUCCUGGCACCAAAGGAACCAAGGUCCUUGUCUGUUGCUCAGUUCAAUCCGUUCUUCCCUCAAAAACAGAAUUAUAUUCCACAUAUCUUGGCCAGGGGCAAAAACAAUGUUUUUCAUCUGAUGCGGAGCAAAUAGUCAUAGAUCAAAAAAAAAUCGUGAACCACUUAGUUUCAGAUGCUUCACAUGUUCACUUUCACGAUGAUGUGGCUUCAAACUCUGUCCUAGUUGAAGCUAGAAGACUCAAAAUUCUUAGUGAGUGUACCUACGAGUCUAUUUUACAGUUGCAGAUGAAAGAGAAACAACUGUUUAAGUCUAAAUCAGAAACUGUGUGUAGCAGCAAGCCGAAGAAUGAAGUAGAAUUAGUACCUAGUAAAGAACCAUUUCGUCCAGGACAUAGCUGUUACUUUAUGAGCAGGUUCUAUCUUGCAUGGAUGUCAAAUGAUGGAAAGGACUCAUGUUUUAGUUCCUUGGAAGAUGGUGGGAGAACAAGCCAUCAGGAUUGCAGUUUGUGCAUUGGUGGUGAUGCAGUAGCUUACAUUCGUCACAUGAUUGAUGAAGACUGGUUGUUUCUUGCAAAAUUGUCAAAGGCUGAAGAUUCCUGCACCUUUAAACAACAGAAGUUCCUUGUUAAAAAUGGUAUGGAGGAAGUAACUGACAAGAUAAGUUUAUUUUCCAAUUAUGCAAGAUCGUCAGCUAAACAGGCACUAAAAAAUCUGAAAAGUAUUCCGGUUGCUGCUCGAAGAAGUUUACCUGUCAUAGUCAGUACAGAGGGCUUCCUGCUAAGCAUUCCAAGCAUUGGUUUCAAUCAUUGCCCUUACUUGGUGAUAUCCGCACAAUUUAAGCCCAGAGUACCACUUGGGGGAGGACAUAGUUCAUUCAUGUAGAUAGUUGAUAUGCAACUUCUGUGAAGAGAUGAUCAGUUCCGCCAAUUUACCUGCACAAAGAUCUUGUCUGCCCUGAGUUUGUCGCUGAAAUGAUGACUUCUGGCCUUGCUAAAGGUCGAAAUGCUAGCCGCCAAAGUUCCAGUGCUCCCGAAAUGAAGAUCUGUCCUAUCAGUAUCCCGAAAAAUUAAUUUGUAAUUUUCCUGGCCCGGGAUACAAAAGGAAAUGAUCCAGAUUUUAUGGAGUAUGUGUUUCCUUUUAUGUUUCGAUAGUUUUUUUUCCCAUGGUUACCCUUGAUGUUCUAUUGUUUGAGUUUGGUGCCGUAACCUAAAGGAUACGGCCAUACGGGGUAGAAUAUAGCUAUUAGUAUUGUCCUUCGUGGCAGA
Molecule: messenger RNA, 2614 nt
Organism: Spinacia oleracea (spinach)
Lineage: Eukaryota; Viridiplantae; Streptophyta; Magnoliopsida; Caryophyllales; Amaranthaceae
Exons: 12
Coding region: 138-2231 (697 amino acids)
Biological process (GO): tRNA processing
Molecular function (GO): ATP binding; ligase activity, forming carbon-nitrogen bonds
Source: RefSeq, a predicted model, not a curated record